This is a messenger RNA of Caenorhabditis bovis, 921 nucleotides long. NCBI's taxonomy places the organism in Eukaryota, Metazoa, Nematoda, Chromadorea, Rhabditida, Rhabditidae. The record is from the annotation of a GenBank genome assembly.
AUGAAACAACAAUUCCAGGACACAUUUAGCGUUAAAACCUUCACAAUACUCAUUCACUUGCUCAGCUAUGCCUUCAAUUUCACUCUUCUCUAUUUGGUGUUGAGGAAACGAGCUUUAAAAACGCGAAUUUAUAUUACAAAUAUGGUGGCCGCCGAGAUUCUCAUCAAUCUGAGCCAACAUUUCUACAUUGAGAUCUUCUGGUUCAUCGCCUCGUCGGACAUCCAAUUCCGAUUGCUCAUCAUUCUAUUCCGAUACCUCAGUCUACUCUGCACCCAAUUGCGCUACAUUGUCAGCUUUCUGAUGAGUGUCAAUCGAUUGAUCGUCACACUUUGUCCGAUUCUCAACAAGCUGUUCACACAGGAAAUGCUCAAAUAUUAUUGCUUCAUUAUAUGGUCGUGCCUUGCAAUCAUCAAUGUAAUUUACAUAAUGUGCUCAUGCGAGUAUACCAAUUAUGUGCUCAUAUGCGACAAUUAUGAGAGCGAGCCAUUCUAUAUCGUCAACUCGUUUCACAUUCUGGCGGUCACGUGUAUCAUCAAUAUUCUAGCGGUGGUUUACACCAAAAUUCGACGAUUGCCCGCCUUCAAAUCAGUUGUGGCGCGUGUUUCGAGAAACUCGGAGACGAAGCGAAAGAAGCACGAGAAUCGAUUUGUGUUCCAUGCGCUGAUUGUAUUCGCCGUCAUGUCUGAACCAUAUGGCUUCGAAUUUAUCACGGCCAAUUAUCCAGAGGCAUUCGACUCAUUACCAUAUUUGAUCAAAACGCAUAUAUACGCGCUCAACGUCUACCUGAACAACCUGCUCAAUCUGCUUCUCUAUUUCAUUCUGCAUCCUUUUGUCCGAAAGCAUGUCAUCUCGAUAUUCCAACGCGAGAAACCCUCAAUUUUAUAUGUGACUCGAGUCAUCGGCGAUGUCAAAACCAUAUAA